AUGUCAACGCCAACAACGCCAACGACAACGAUAGCAACGACAACAACGACAACAACUCCUCCUGAUUUAGAUGUGAAAGAGCUCUGGAAGCCAUUAUUAGAUGUCAUUAUAAGAACUAUUGAAGACGAACAAAGAUACAUCAUAAGAGAUGUAUGUGAUUACGUUCCAAAUUUAACAAUCAAAAACUACCAAAAGAAGCAUUUGUCAUAUUUUCAUGGCCUUCGUUCAUUUUUUAAAGGGAGAGAUUUUGACGAGGUUGCUAAAUUCAUUCGUCUUCCUCAAGAUCCAAAUGAAUCCCCACAAGAAUCGUGGCCCGAAAGAAUUAAUACCCUUGUCUUUGAUGUGUUAUCCUUGACUGCUCCUGAUUUUUAUUACCAAUUCCAAGAUGAUAAAUCAGGACAAGUAAAUCUUUAUAAUUUAAUGAUUACAACAGGAUAUGUGGUUCCAGAAUACCUCGCAAGAAAUGAAUUGAAUAAACUCACUUAUUCUCCUCGUAUGAAUUUUUCACGAUUCCAACGUAAAGUGACGGAGGUUACAUCAUUAGCAAGGAGAAGUAAUUAUCCUGUUAAAGAUAGAGAUGUUGUAAUGACAAUAAUUGGUAAUAUGCAUAAAUCACCAUCUACAGUAGAAAUUGCUUUAACUGCUUAUAGAUUAAAGAAAUAUGAAAGCUUGCUGGUUUUUUUUGUAUUUCUUAAAAAAACUAGAGAAUACGGAACAAGUGCAACAGUACUUAGUGUUAUUCAAUAG
Molecule: messenger RNA, 747 nt
Organism: Candida albicans SC5314
Lineage: Eukaryota; Fungi; Ascomycota; Pichiomycetes; Serinales; Debaryomycetaceae
Gene: IHD2
Product: Ihd2p
Exons: 1
Coding region: 1-747 (248 amino acids)
Source: RefSeq, a predicted model, not a curated record